Messenger RNA from Haliaeetus leucocephalus (bald eagle), 1553 nucleotides. Its product is annotated as alpha-1,3-mannosyl-glycoprotein 4-beta-N-acetylglucosaminyltransferase C-like. Lineage: Eukaryota; Metazoa; Chordata; Aves; Accipitriformes; Accipitridae. Bases 47 to 1450 code for a protein of 467 amino acids. Gene Ontology annotation, biological process: protein N-linked glycosylation. The transcript is spliced from 4 exons. The record is from RefSeq and is a predicted model, not a curated record. Gene Ontology annotation, molecular function: acetylglucosaminyltransferase activity.
CACGCCGGGCUCUGUGCACCCCGCCUCAGCGUGCCGGCCUGGUGCUAUGCGAUGGUCCCUGAAGCGCUCCGUCACAGCUGCACUUGCAGCCUUCUUCCUUUUCCUCCUCCUCCUCCUCCUCCAGGGGGGCAGCUGGCAGGAACAGGAUCCCCUGGAGGUGGAACUUGGGGGCUUGGCCCCAGCCACGGUUCUCCAGAUGCUGCAGCCGGAAGGAGCCCAGCACAUCCUCAGGGACACAGAUGACCUGUCUGCACCGCACAAUGUCUCCUACCAUCUCCUGGCUGGCUCCCUGUCACCCCACAAAAAAUUCUUGGCGGUGGGAUUGGCAUCGGUGCAGCGGCCGCGCGGCUACUACCUCCCAGCCACACUCCAGUCCCUCUUCAAGCAGUCGACAGAGGAGGAGCUGCAGGAGAUGGUGGUGGUGGUGCACCUGGCCGAUGCAGACCCUAGAUGGAAUGUGCACGUGGCUGCCAACAUCGCCCGCAAGUUUGCUCACCACAUCCUCCUGGGCCAGCUCCUGCUUAUCCACACUCCCCAGGAGUUUUACCCCACCCUGGAGGGCCUCAAGAGAAACUAUAAUGACCCAGAGGAGCGGGUGAGGUUCAGGUCCAAGCAGAACGUGGACUAUGCCUUCCUCCUUGCCUUUGCCGCCAACCUCUCCUCCUACUACUUGAUGAUUGAGGAUGAUGUGUGGUGCGCCAAGUCCUUCUUGACGGCCAUCCGCAAGGCACUGGCUUCCCAGGAAGGCUCCAACUGGGCCACCCUUGAGUUCUCCAAGCUGGGCUACAUCGGUAAGCUCUACCACUCCAGUGACCUUCCUCGCCUGGCUCGCUUCCUCCUCCUCUUCUACCAGGAGAUGCCCUGCGACUGGCUGCUGGUCCAUUUCCGCCUCCUGCUCACCCAGAAGGAUGUCAUCCGCUUCAAGCCCUCCCUCUUCCAGCACAUGGGCCUCUACUCCUCCUUCCAGGGCACCAUCAACCGGCUGGAGGACAACGAGUUUCAGGCUGAUGCCUUGGACCUUCCAGACAACCCGCCAGCGGCCUUGUUCACCAGCAUGUCCGUCUUUGAGAACUACGAGCCCCUCAAGGCUUACGGGACAGCAGAAGGGUAUUUUUGGGGUAAAGACCCAGCAGCCGGCAGUGUCUUCUCCAUCAUCUUCCACCAGCCGGCCCACGUCACCCGUGUCCGGGUGCGCACAGGCUCUGAUGAGCGCCAGAGUGAUUUCCUGCGCGCUGGGGUUCUGGAGCUGGGCUGGCGACAGCAGGCUGAUGGCCGGGACUGCUCUGCCUACACCACUGUGGGCACCUUUGAGAAGGGGAUCUUUGAGCAGCGGGGACUGGAGAGGGGCAUGCCCGGCCCUGUGGAGUGCGUGAGGAUCCGGGUAACCCAGGACCAGAGUGAGUGGCUCAUCAUUCAGAGCAUCGACAUAUGGACCACGGCAGGCACCUGACCACAGCUGCAGCAGGUUGCCAAAGCGACAGGAUUUUGUACUAAGAGGUCCUUUAUUUUUCUCACUCCCUUUUUUUGGAAGGAAUUAAAUUAUUGACUCCUGC